UCGUCUGUCAACGCGUCUGUGCUCGACGCGAAAUUGAUAGUCAAUUGCAACAAAAAAAAAAUAAAAAAUGAACAAUUUACUGAAUAUUUCUGUUACACAAGUGUGGUUCCGGUUACCAGUUGCGUUGGUCACCGUCGCAAAUUUUCAUGAUUCGAUCGUGGAAAACAAGUAAUUAUUGUUUCAUCGUUCAACUCGUUAUUAAAAUCGGGAAACUCGUACUCGACGAGAAUUCAAAUUCCACUUUUCCAAUGUGCGGUACGUGACAGCAGAUAACAGUUUGUUUACUUGAUUGGCAAUAAUUUUCGGAUGCGUCGUAUGGGCGUUGAUUAGUUGACAAACAUGUUAAAAAUGUUUCGUGACGAGGUGAGUUCCAAAGCCGCCCUUGAUCCAAGCUAUAUUCAAUGGCAACCUGGAAGAGGUAAAGGCUUUGCUGACGCAACAAGUUGAUGUAAAUUCGAGAGAUUCCGAACAACGAUCUCCUUUACACGCAGCUGCUUACAUGGGAGAUCCAGCCAUCGUGCAGUCGUUAAUAACUUGGGGAGCUUUUGUCAGCCAAAAAGACAACAGAUGGCUUACACCAUUGCACCGAGCCUGCCGUUCGGGUAAUUGGGGCGCCGUUAACGUCCUGCUGAUGUACGAGGCAGAUGUGAAUAUCCGUGAUCGCAAUUGGCAAACUCCGCUGCACGUUGCUGCUGCAAAUAAUGCGAUACAAUGCGCAGAGAGUCUUAUCCCUCUGCAAAACAUAAACGUCACAGACAGGGGUGGAAGAACGAGCUUACAUCAUGCGGCCUACAAUGGACAUUUUGAAAUGACGGAGCUUUUAAUAUCUCAACCCGGGUGCAUACUCAACGCUUGCGACAAGAAAGAUCGGAGAGCCUUACAUUACGCCGCUCACAUGGGUCACGAUGCUAUUGUCAAAUUACUAGUCGAAAAUACAGCAUCGGUCGAUGUUAAGGAUCGUGAAUUAUAUACUCCGCUGCAUGCCGCCGUUGCUUCAGGGAAAGUGAACUGUGUCCGAAUAAUCAUUGCCGCCGGAGCAGACGUUGAGGCAAAGAAUGUCUAUGGAAAUACACCGUUGCACAUAGCCUGCUUCAACGGGCAUGCGAACACUGUGACGGAAUUGAUCAACCACAACGCAAAUAUCGAGGCAUUGAAUUACCGUGGUCAGACACCGCUCCACGUUGCUGCCGCCAGCGUGCACGGCGUCGAGUGUUUGGAGGUUUUACUAUUUUCCGGUGCGCAAAUAAACGUUCAAUCUCAGGAUGGUCGUACUCCGUUGCAUGUGACCGCCAUUCACGGUCGAUUCACACGCUCCAAGAGUCUCCUCGACAGAGGAGCGUCAGUCGACACCCGUGAUAAGAAUGGAAACACAGCUCUGCAUAUCGCGGCGUGGUACGGACACGAAUGUCUCUCGACUACCUUACUUGAGCGUGGCGCCUCACCAGCAGCACGAAACUCCGAUCAGAGAACACCCCUUCAUCUUAGUUGCCUCGCAGGGCAUAUAGAGGUCUGCAGGAAGCUAUUACAAGUGGACAAUCGGCGUAUGGAUUCCAGGGAUAUCAAAGGUCGGACGCCGUUACACUUGGCUGCUUUCAAGGGUUCGGUGGAAUGCUUGGACUUGUUACUUUCGAGCGGGGCCAACUUUCGAUUGCCGGACAAUCAAAACAGAUCUGCACUGCAUUACGCCGCUGGCCAGGGCCAUUAUCUCUGCGUUUUCACUCUGGUGGGAUUUGUCAGCGACGUCAACGCUCAGGAUGCAGAGGGCGCAACACCCUUGCAUCUCGCAGCUGCAGCUGCCGAUCCUUCGGACUCUGAAGCACGGUGUGUGCAAUACCUGUUGAAGCAUAAAGCUGACCACCUAGUGCGAGAUAAACGUGGAUUCACAGCGAUUCAUUACGCCGUCGCGGGAGGAAAUCAACCCGCUCUCGCAGCGUUACUCCGAGCAUCCGCACCUCAUAAUCCAUUGGUUUCGUCGGCCUCGUUCGGUACAACCACAGCAGACGGGGAUCAUCCGCAAUGUCCAGCUCUUACGCCGUUACAUCUCGCGGCUUAUUAUGGCCACGGAGAAAUCUUGAGACUUCUACUGCCACUCUUCCCGAAUACCAACAUUAAAGAAGAAACUGGCAAGACGCCUUUGGACUUGGCAUCAUACCAAGGGCACAAGCAGUGUGUACAACUGUUACUCAGAUGCGGUGCUCUUGUAUCGGUGCAGGAUUCCGUCACGAGAAGAACUCCUGUACACUGUGCCGCUGCAGCGGGUCAUUCCGAAUGCUUGAUUUUAUUAUUGGAAAAUACCGAGGACCCCUCAGUUGUGGAUCGUUGCGAUGCCAAGCAACGAACCGCAUUGGCAUUGGCAGUAGCAAAUGCACACCUCGAUUGUGCCGUAUUGCUCUUAAAAUAUAAAGCGGACUGCAAUUUGCCUGACAUAAAUAAGCAUACUCCAUUGUUUCGCGCAGCAAUUCAAGGACUACACCACAGGCUCGGAGAUCUUCUUUUAGAAAAUGGCGCUAUUGUCUCAGUCCAGGAUGGCAAUGGAAAAACACCUUUGCACCUGGCAGCGGCAUGCGGCAGACGGUCAGUUCUGGCAGCAUUAAUAGCAGCUGACCCUAAAGCGGCGACGCUAAAGGAUGAUCAAGGUUGUAACGUGUUACACUGGGCAUGCUACAACGGCCAUUCCGAUUGUGUCGCAUAUCUUUUGGAACAGAAUGUGAUUGACUCGCUGGAAGGUAAUCCAUUUUCUCCGGUACAUUGUGCCGUCUAUCAAGGCUCGACUAAUUGUCUGAUAUCAUUGAUACGCAAGUUUGGAGGAAAGGCAGUAGCAACACCUAGGGAUACGCUUGGUGGACGCUUGCCUUUGCAUGUCGCCGCCAGCGCUGGCUCUGCGGAUUGUGUUCGUCUCAUUCUAACUGCAGUCGGAUCAGAAGAAGCAGGUCUUGAAGCACUAGACUGUGAAGGACGAACACCUUUGUUAAGCGCUGCGGUAACAGGACAAUGCAACGCUAUCGAGUUAUUAUUGGAAUGGCAGGCGAACGUACGUGCUGUCGAUGCAAACAAAAACACUGCACUUCACUUGGCGUGCCAAAGACGUCAAUCACCGGCAGCUCUGGUUCUACUUGAUCACAUAAACAGCAUGUGCGUCGAGGGUGAAACCUUGCAGGAGCAACAACAGCAUAGAGCGGCAAUAAUAAAUAUGGCGAACAAGCAAAUGAGAACGCCGUUACACCUUGCAGCAAGAAAUGGUUUAGUGUCGGUGACACGCAGACUUUUGCAGCAAGGUGCCAGUGUUGUUGCAGUCGAUGCAGACGGGCUUACACCUGCACUUGCCUGUGCUCCAAAUCCAACCGUCUCUCGUUGUUUAGCUACAAUACUUGCAACUAAUGGUCAAAACUGGAAUGCCGAUCAACCGACUUCGAUUCAGCAAACCUCGGAGGCCUACUUGAAAAGUCGUUCUGGUGAUUCUCAACAUAGCUCCGAUUCCGAGUUUUAUUGAUAGCAAAUGGUGUUAAGGUUACAAUCCUCAAGUUCCCAAGACUUGAAAGUCUCAUUUUUGCCAACUUAUGCGUAUCCAUUGUACGUAUAUGAAUAUUCUAAAGAACUCCAGCAGGCACUUCUAGCAGAGAGCCGAGACGUCAGGGACUAUCAGUGAGCGUUUUUGUUGAUAAAUUUAGAUUUAUUUCUCAAUUAUCGAGUGCUGCAUAGUCGGCACUCAUGCCUGUAUGCGUGAAAUCGAGGAUACGCGACUACUGCCGAGUUUUACUUCACAGAUAUUCAGUCUGAGAAUCACUGGUUACCGUAAACAGAUGUAUACACAUAUAAGUAAGCACAAGGUGAUUUCCCAAAUUUGCUCAGUAAAAAUACCGCUCUGUCAUAUGAUUUUUGGGUAUUUCAUUUGAUGCAUCAAACUCAGAAAUCGAGGUUCGAAAGUCCUACCAAAAUUAAUAAAGAUGAAUUAGAUUGCAACAA
This is a messenger RNA of Diprion similis, 3963 nucleotides long. RefSeq names its product serine/threonine-protein phosphatase 6 regulatory ankyrin repeat subunit A-like. The coding region runs from base 500 to 3490 and encodes 996 amino acids. Gene Ontology annotation, cellular component: ciliary inversin compartment. The record is from RefSeq and is a predicted model, not a curated record. NCBI's taxonomy places the organism in Eukaryota, Metazoa, Arthropoda, Insecta, Hymenoptera, Diprionidae. The transcript is spliced from 16 exons. Gene Ontology annotation, biological process: protein localization to ciliary inversin compartment. Gene Ontology annotation, molecular function: protein binding.